AUGGUAGUGUUGAUUUUCUCGGACGCAAAAUCUCUUCAUUGGCUACGGACAACGAGGAGUUGCUGCAGCCAAAGGCACAUAACCUUGAGGGCUCCAAUUAUCCCGUUGCUUACCAGCGUCUGCGUUUUGGUUGAGGAACCCGUCAAAGAGAGGAUUCUGAGCAAGAAUAUACAAACUACUCUGGGCUCGUUCCCUCGUAAGCUGCAUUCAGAGGGGACAGACAAAACAUAA
Messenger RNA from Penicillium roqueforti, 231 nucleotides. RefSeq lists its product as uncharacterized. Lineage: Eukaryota; Fungi; Ascomycota; Eurotiomycetes; Eurotiales; Aspergillaceae. The record is from RefSeq and is a predicted model, not a curated record. Bases 1 to 231 code for a protein of 76 amino acids. The transcript has 2 exons.